Aegilops tauschii subsp. strangulata is the source of this 2518-nucleotide messenger RNA. Its product is annotated as HSP-interacting protein. Gene Ontology annotation, molecular function: protein binding. NCBI's taxonomy places the organism in Eukaryota, Viridiplantae, Streptophyta, Magnoliopsida, Poales, Poaceae. The record is from RefSeq and is a predicted model, not a curated record.
CCACCGGAUUGGAGAAUUCCUGCCUUCCCAUCUGAGGAUUCGAGGCGGCGGAGGAUUUUAAGAGGGUUCUCCGUCUGUUUCCGGCGGCGGAUUUGGAUUUGCGAGAUUCCGGAUGGGGAAGCCGUCGCAGAAGAAGAAUAAGAGGGCCUCCUCCGGCGCCAAGUCGGGCGACCACCACGGGGGCGCCAAGCCAGGGGCGCUGGAGCGCUCGGGCUCCAAGGUGCUCGACGGCGACGAGACCAUCUUCGCCGAGAUGGCGCAGGAGCUGCGGGAGGAGGGGAACAAGCUCUUCCAGCGCCGGGACUACGAGCGCGCCCUCCUCAACUACGAGAAGGCCGUCAAGCUCCUCCCCGCAUCCGCCGCCCUCGACGCCGCCUACCUCCACAGCAACCUCGCCGCCUGCUACAUGCAGAUGAGCCCCCCCGACCACUACCGCGCCAUCAACGAGUGCAACCUCGCCCUCGACGCUUCCCCAAAGUACUCCAAGGCGCUGCUCAAGCGGGCCCGCUGCUUCGAGGCGCUCGGCCGCCUCGACCUCGCCGCCCGGGAUGUGGACAGGGUGCUAGCCGCCGAGCCUGGGAAUCUGACGGCGCUCGACGUCGCCGACAGGGUCAGGCGGACCAUGGAGGAGAAGGGGUUCGUGGUGGACGGGGAGGCCGUCAUGCCCACGCCCGAGGAGGUGGUCGCCGCCGCGCCCAAACAGCAGCAGAAGCCCAGGAAGAAGAAGGGGCGCAAGGCGGCCGCCAAGGCCGCGGCUGCCGCCGUCGAGGAGCAGGGGGAGGAGAAGGCGGCCGAGCCUGUCAAGGAGGCCGAGGAGCCACCGAGGCAGGUCAAGCUCGUGUUCGGCGAGGACAUCCGGUGGGCGCAGGUGCCGGCGACCUGCAGCAUGGCUCAGCUGCGGGAGGCCGUCCGCGGCAAGUUCCCGGGACUCAAGGCUGUUCUUGUCAAGUACAAGGACAGGGAGGGCGACCUUGUCACCAUCACCAACCAGGACGAGCUCAAAUGGGCCGAGGACUUGACUGAGCCGGGGAGCUCGCUUCGGCUCUAUGUCACCGAAGCUGACCCGGAGCAUGAGCCUUAUGUUGAGGAUGCCAGCAGCAACCCGCUGGACAGAAAUACGCACAACGCAUCGGACAAUGGAAGUAUCAGAAGCAACAGGCAGGAUGAGGACAGGAGCACCGUGACUUACAUUGAUGAUUGGAUUGUGCAGUUUGCUCGCCUUUUCAAGAACCAUGUCGGGGUCAGCUCCGAUGAGUAUCUGGACCUCCAUGAGGUCAGUAUGAAGCUGUACACCGAUGCCAUUGAAGACACGAUUACUACCGAUGAAGCCCAGGAGGUGUUUCAGCUUGCUGAGGGGAACUUCCAGGAGAUGGCGGCGCUUGCGUUUUUCCACUGGGGUAAUGUUCACAUGUCUCGGGCUAGGAAGAGGCUGCUCUUACCGGAAGACUCUCCAAAGGAAUUGGUGCUUGAGAAAGUGAGGGAAGCGUAUGAGUGGGCAAAGGAAGAGUACAAGAAGGCCGGGAAGACAUACGAAGAAGCUGUAAGGGCCAAGCCGGACUUUUUCGAAGGUUUCCUUGCACUUGCGCACCAACAGUUUGAGCAAGCAAAGCUGUCAUGGUAUUAUGCUAUCGGUACCAAUGCGGAUCUGGACACAUGGCCUUCCUCUGAAGUCUUGGAGCUCUUCAAUAGAGCUGAAGAUAACAUGGAGAAGGGUACAGAAAUGUGGGAGGAAGUGGAAGAACAGCGCCUGAAGAACCGAUCCAAACCUAGCCAGGAAAAUGCUGUGCUAGAGAAGAUGGGCAUGGAGGAGUAUAUCAAAGAUGUAUCCACUGAUGACGCUGCUGAACGGGCUUCCAAUAUGAGGUCCCAGAUAAAUAUUCUGUGGGGUAUGCUGCUUUAUGAGCGUUCAGUUGUGGAGUUUAAAUUAGGACUGCCAGCGUGGGAGGAUUGUCUGAUGGCAGCAAUUGAGAAGUUCAAACUUGGGGGAGCUUCAGCUACAAACAUUGCUGUGUUGGUGAAAAACCACUGUGCAAAUGAAACUGCCCAGGAUGGUUUGGGCUUCAACGUUGAUGAAAUUGUGCAAGCCUGGAAUGAGAUGUACGACAUUAAACGGUGGCUGCGUGGUGUUCCAUCCUUCCGUCUCGAGCCAUUGUUUAGGCGGAGAACUCCGCAACUGCAUAUGGCACUGGAGCAUAUAUAGUAUGUAUGAAGUUGCUCCACACAUAUUAAAUUCUGGGGCACUGUUACCGACACCAAUCUUCUUUUUUAGGUCAACUGCUGAUUGGGAUACAAUACAUGGAUUUGUUCGGUUGCAUUUUUUAUACAUCGAAAGAGUCUGCUUCCCAGUUGCGAAGCUAUUCAUUGCGGAGGGGUGGAGCCCACCCGCGAUUUGCAUACGUUAGUUGUUGUUCUUUUUGUCUGUCUUGUUCUUUUUCAUGCACAGGAAGCUGUGACUUGUUACUGUAUUAGAACUGCAUUUGCCCGUAAGCUUAGUAAUAUAUACAUACUAUUUUGAGGA